Molecule: messenger RNA, 820 nt
Organism: Microstroma glucosiphilum
Lineage: Eukaryota; Fungi; Basidiomycota; Exobasidiomycetes; Microstromatales; Microstromataceae
Product: DUF814-domain-containing protein
Exons: 1
Coding region: 19-717 (232 amino acids)
Source: RefSeq, a predicted model, not a curated record
UUUCCCUGCGGCAUCGUCAUGGUCCUUUUCUUCACGUCCCCCGCCCUCGAGGCACCUGCUACCAUCUAUGUGGGUCGAGACAAAUUCGAGAAUGAAGACUUGAUCAAGUACGCCUUUGAGGAGGAUGUGUGGUUCCACGUGGAUAAGCUCAGUAGUCCCCAUGUGUACUUGCGGAUGUCGGAGGGGAUGAAGUGGGAUGCCAUCCCCACUCCUGUGCUAGAGCAUUUGGGUCAGUUGACCAAGGCCGGUUCAAUCGAAGGGAACAAGAAGAAAAAUAUCACCAUCAUCUACACGCCCGCCUCCAACCUCAAGAAGCAGGGAGACAUGUCCAUCGGCUCGGUCAGCUUCCACAACGACCGGCUUGUUCGGCGCUUCCUGGUAGCCGAGCGGGAGAAUGCUAUUGUGAACAUGCUCAACAAGACGAAGAAGCUUGUCGAAGUGGACCACGAGGCUGUGCGGCAGGAGAGGCAAAGGGAAGCCGGCCGCAAGAAGAAGAUGAAAGCCGUCGAGGAGAACAACGAGAGACUCGAGCAAGAGAGGAUGAGGGCGGCAGAGCGCCAGGCACGGGACUACUCCUCGCUCAAUUCUGCAGACGCUAUCGCUUGGUCGAAGCGCGAGAAGGAGAUCGAGAAGGAGCGAGCAAAGCGGCUGAGGGAGGAAACGGGCGAGGGAGAAGAUCGGGCGAGUGAAGCAGGAAGCGAUGACAGCUUCAUGUGAUCUCCGGCUGCGGACAGGUACUGCCGGGAAAGCCGGCCGGCUGAACGGUCGCCCUCGCCCCUCGGACGCAGCGAUCGCGGGAAGGUCGUGACAGCAAUCGAGG